Messenger RNA from Symbiodinium sp. CCMP2592, 1002 nucleotides. Lineage: Eukaryota; Dinophyceae; Suessiales; Symbiodiniaceae. The record is from the annotation of a GenBank genome assembly.
AUGUGGCUGAAGGGCCUCCUUCCAGUUAUGUUAAUCUUCACGUUCCUGUUCAUGGCGGCCCAGUGGUUUGGGCUUCGAGGACAGGCGUGCAACGAAGAUCUGGAAAUUGCUUCACGCAGGACCGCUCCAGAUUUCGAAUGGUGCAAGCCUUCCAAAGUUGUGCCGUACACAGGAUCCGCAGAGCUUCCUGCUUUUCGAAUCCGCCUUGGUAUCGGGAGUGGGGCUUGCUCGACUCUUCUCAGUGUGUUUGAGGCGGCGAUGUAUGCCAUGCAACAACAACGGAGGUUCUUUCUGGAUGAGAAUGUUACACGUCUCAAGGGCAACCGCACAACUUGGUAUCGCCAUUUUUUCCAGCCGAUUGGCGAAGCUUUUACGCAGCCUUUUGUUGACAUUGCCUACACAAAAGAUGUGACUCGCCUGACGAGGAACGGCACAAUCACAUUCAGGAAUCAGACCAUGAGAAAGAUUGAUAUGAAGCGCUCCAUCUUAAGACAGGUCUGGCAGUUUCAGCCGUCGGUGCAGCAAGAUGUCUGCCACCUGGUACACGGCCUGCAUCUGCAUCAUCCAUACAUUGCGAUGUUCAUUCGACUGGGCGACAAGCUGACAGUUGAGCAUCGAGUUCCGGUCCCUUUGGAAGACUACAUCGACACACUUCUUGGGGUAUCUCUGAAUGGACUGGUGCGAACUGUUUUUGUUGCUAUGGAUGACUGCCGAGUUCUCCAGAAGUUGCAGGCAGCUGCCCCCAUGUUCAAGUUCUUGAGUCUGUGCGAUGUUGAGUUCGGGACGGGGUUCAUCAUGGACAAAGACAGCAAGCGAGAUUUGGAGGCCCACUUCCUAAAGUUCUUUGGGGAAUUGACGGUCAUGGCUGAAGCCGACACACUCAUCGGAGAUCGUCAAUCCAAUGUGCAUCAUUGGGUUGCACUGAUGCGACGGAUUUCAUCCAGCAAUGUCAGUCUUAUCGAUGUCCGGCAGCAUCCGUACAUGACGGCAGAAGUUCCAUGA